Capra hircus (goat) is the source of this 854-nucleotide messenger RNA. Its product is annotated as inverted formin-2-like. The record is from RefSeq and is a predicted model, not a curated record. Gene Ontology annotation, biological process: actin cytoskeleton organization. Gene Ontology annotation, molecular function: actin binding; small GTPase binding. Lineage: Eukaryota; Metazoa; Chordata; Mammalia; Artiodactyla; Bovidae.
GGGGCUGGGCGGGGCUGGGCGGCGCCUCCUCUUCCUCCCGCGCGCCCCUCGGAGCCUGAGUCCCAGCCCAAACCCGAGCCGUGCGGAGCAGCAAGGUGGGCCGGCAGCCCGCGGCCCCCUCAUCCGACCCGGACCAAACGCCGGCCCCAUCCCCGCCCUCGGCCGCCGUCCCUAUUUGUUGAGCAAGAUGUCGGUGAAGGAGGGCGCGCAGCGCAAGUGGGCGGCGCUGAAGGAGAAGCUGGGGCCGCAGGACUCGGACCCCACGGAGGCCAACCUGGAGAGCGCCGAGCCCGAGCUCUGCAUCCGGCUGCUGCAGGUGCCCUCCGUGGUCAACUACUCGGGGCUGCGCAAGCGGCUGGAGGGCAGCGACGGCGGCUGGAUGGUGCAGUUCCUGGAGCAGAGCGGCCUGGACCUGCUCCUGGAGGCCCUGGCGCGCCUGUCGGGCCGCGGCGUGGCUCGCAUCGCCGACGCGCUGCUGCAGCUCACGUGCGUCAGCUGCGUGCGCGCCGUAAUGAACUCCCAGGAGGGUAUCCGGUACAUUCUCAGCAACCAGGCCUACGUGCGCCAGCUCUCCCUGGCUCUGGACACGUCCAACGUGAUGGUCAAGAAGCAGGUGUUUGAGCUGCUGGCCGCCCUGUGCAUCUACUCGCCCGAGGGCCACGCCCUGACCCUGGACGCCUUGGACCAUUACAAGACAGUGUGUGGCCAGCAGUACCGCUUCAGCGUCAUCAUGAGCGAGCUCUCGGACAGCGACAACGUGCCCUACGUGGCCACCCUGCUCAGCGUGGUCAACGCCAUCAUCCUCGGCCCCGAGGACGUCCGCGCCCGCGCCCAGCUGCGCAGCGAGUUCAUCG